GCUUGUCCUUGUCGGACCUCAGUGUGGCGGAGCUAGCGUUCAGCGGUGACAGCAGCUGUCGGAGCAGCAUGGACGAUGUCAGCCCCCCCGAGUCUGUGUUGGGCAAACAAAUCUCCUACGGGUUUAGAAGAAGCAGCGUUUAACGACAGGACACUUUUUCUUUUUUUUUAAUGGCGACACAGCUGAAUUUCUAGACCAAUAAUAACGUUAGUGUAGCGGAGAAGCUAACAGCUAGCAUACGUUACUUAACCUGGAAUUUGGCGAAUUUAGGAACAAGAACCUGCUAACCGGUCCCUCUGGAAUAACUCGGGAUAUCUAAGCAGCAGGAGACCGCAUGUGUCUGAGCCGGUGUCAGACUGUGUGAGUGCCUGGUGUCGCCGCCCGUCCUGUGGAUGAAUUCAUGAGCGCGCUCAGUGACAGCUGUGCGUAGUCCUCGGGAAUGGGGAAUGGAGUCCAGGAACAACGGGCAUCUCUUACACAAGGAGAAGUGCUGCCCCUGGCUUCCUCCAGUCAGUCAGAAGGCUUGAUGCAGACUCGGACUGUCCUCAACUCGCUCUUCUCAGGGGCUUUAGCAGGAGCUUUGGCCAAGACCGCUGUCGCCCCAUUGGACAGGACUAAAAUCAUCUUCCAAGUGUCGUCAAAAAGAUUCUCUGCCAAGGAGGCAUACAGGUUGAUAUACCGCACCUACCUAAAGGAUGGCUUCUUCAGUCUGUGGAGGGGGAACUCUGCCACCAUGGUGCGAGUCAUCCCAUACGCUGCCAUCCAGUUCUGUGCUCAUGAGCAGUACAAGAGGAAGCUGGGAAGCUACUAUGGCUUUCAGGGCAGUGUCCUGCCUCCGAUACCAAGGUUACUGGCCGGAUCUAUGGCCGGUACAACGGCGGCCAUGCUGACCUAUCCUCUGGACAUGGUGCGAGCUAGGAUGGCCGUAACACCAAAGGAAAUGUACAGUAAUAUCCUGCAUGUGUUUGUGCGGAUUUCUCGAGAAGAGGGCCUGAAGACGCUGUAUCGAGGUUUUGCACCCACCAUACUGGGUGUGGUUCCCUAUGCUGGCCUCAGCUUCUUUACCUAUGAGACACUGAAGAAGCUACAUGCUGAACGCAGCGGCCGCCCCUUCCCCUACUCGUACGAGCGCCUGGCGUUUGGAGCCUGUGCGGGUCUCAUUGGCCAGUCGGCGUCUUACCCCCUGGAUGUGGUACGACGGCGCAUGCAGACUGCGGGAGUCACCGGUCACACGUAUGGCACCAUCCUGGGCACCAUGCGGGAGAUCGUGUCCGAGGAGGGGGUCAUCCGCGGACUCUACAAAGGUCUCAGCAUGAACUGGGUGAAGGGGCCUGUUGCAGUGGGGAUCAGCUUCACGACAUUUGACCUUACUCAGAUUCUGCUGAGGAAGCUGCAUCAGAUGGGCUACACGUCUCGAUAAUAGCAUAUCGACUGAUAUGAAAAUAAUUAUAGUGAUAAUGUUCUUUUUCCAUAUCGCCCAGCCCGACGUGGUACUGUGUACCUGUACACACUGUUGUCGUGUACAUCUAAGUGCAAUAUGCUCAGUGAUUUUAUGUGUGUGGGUGCUGAUAGGUUAUUACGCUCUGUGCCCCUUGUGGACCAGGCCUGUGAGUGUAUUUAACGAUCAGAGAGUUCAGAGAUACACAUACACAUACACACACACACACACACACACACACACACACACACACACACUGAUAAGUCAACUGCCUUGUCUGUCUGCUUCAAACCGACACCCUCAAUUGCAAUGCAGGCUGCCACUCAUUUCCUACUGACUUUUAACAACCAUUUGGUUUGAUAAGAGUAAAUUGGGCCCUUUUAAGAUUUGUUUUGAUUUGUGUACAUUGUUUUUAUGGAAUCAUACCAAAGGUUAGGAUGUGAGCUAGCUUCAAGAUGCUAUGAUGUUAGUACAUAUGAGCACAAAAGAGAUAAAACUUGCACAGAGGUAGCAGGAUCUUUACUGACAGGGAAUAAUGAGUUAUUGUUUGAGUUGAAGUUGUUUAAAUUUCUGAGUCAAGUAUCUUUAAUGUAAAACUUUAAUGUGAAACUUAAUUCGCAGACUUUUAGUUUGAGUUAAGCUUCUGCACUGACAUCAGACAUCUAUAUUUAAUGCCAGUGCCAAAAGUUAUAACGUAUAAAAAGUGCCCCUAUUAUUACCUCUGCCAAGGAUGUUAUGUUUUCAUCCCUCACUGUUCGUUCAUUUGUUUUGUUUGUUUGUUUGUUUGUAUGUUUGGUAGAAGGAUCACACAAAAACCACUGAACUAAACAUGUUGGUUUUAUUCCAGACAAAGAGGCAGAUCUAGGACCUGUUUUAAAUCACUUUCCCAAACAUUGCGAAAUAAGACUUUUGCUGAUAUUUGAACCCCUUUUCCAGGGAUUGAGACAUGGAUCUUGAUGGAAAAAAUAAUAUUUAGGGUGACUGAUAUCUGGAAAUCCAGAAUAAAAUAUAGUUUCAAAUGGGGGUAGGUUUUUUCUGCCCCUGUAUGUUAAUAGUUUUGGCCAAAUGCUGACCAAGAGGCAGAUACAGGAAUUAUCCCUUGGCGAAGCUAUGCGCUCAACUGAGUGCCAUUCUAGUUUAGUUUUUUUCAAAAGUGAUUGACAGUUUGGUUGUCUGACAUAUCAACACAUGUUAGUCUGUUGCUAAAAAUAACUGACAGGCAGUCUCAAGUGAUGCACAUAAGACAGUUUGAUGGGUCCUUUUACAGACCUGUGAUCACCAGUGAAGGAGGAACACGUGUACUAAUGUGAUCUGAUACAGCAGCCCUGCAGAUAACACAUGAUGUUUACAAUGUCUCAAUAUUGUUGUAGCACUGUAAGAGGUAUUUCUUCUAAUCCUUGGUGUUUGUUGGUAUUGUUUCAGAGGAAUUAACGGGCGAUAACAUUGGAGUUCUGUAUACCGUACCCAAAUGUUGUCUGAAGCAUCUAUCGCUUGAGGAACUUGCUGCCAUUUCAAGCUUGAGUUGUGUAAAUCUUGACAAGACACUGGUUCAGAUUUUAACUGGUCCUUGAAACAAUAACUUGUGCUUUGUGUGGACUCGCGGUGUAGAUCGGUAUUUGCUACUGAACUGAAAACCUGACUGGAAAUAUGCACACACACACAGUGAAGAGCUUGUUUUGUUACAGGUAUAAUUCAGUAUAUUUCAAUGUUCUUUAUAUUGUACUUUUCCUCAGUGCACGUUUAGCUUUUUGUGUGUACGUGAGUUUCAGCAGUAUUGAUGCAGGCCUCCAGUCAUUAGCAGUGUCAAUAGUUUCUAUACUUAGACCUUAACCACUGAGACAGAGAGGUUGAGCCAAGUGGAGCAGAGGUCAGGACGUUUAAAGCAGAAAGUUUAUCUUUAAAACACUAAACAUUUAGUCUAAAAAAGAAAAAAACAAUACAAAAUUUGUUUAACUCUUAAAUAAAAUAUAUGAUCACUUUUAUUAUUCGUUAUUCCUAAAAGUCACCAGAGAAACUACCAUAAUAGUUAGUAAAGUCCAGAGUAAUGCCUUAACAUUGCUAACCACCAUACACAUACCUCACAAGAUGUUUUAAAGUAUGUUUGAAACAAAAAGUUGUGUUUGCACAUAUUUAAUCAGCAAAUAGUUUUUUUUUCUCCCUUUUUAAAAAGUUCAAUAAUCUCAAAGUUAUGUUAAAAAAUUUACACAAGUACCAGAAUGAUUCUUGUCACGUAAAGUUUCUAAAACCACUGUUGUGAUUAUUUUUUUUAAUUUAAAUAAUGAAUGCUUAAAAUCUGAAACUAAUUAACUUUUCAAACCAAGCAUUCAUCUUCCACCUUUAGUACUUAACAGUUUGCGAUACAGUAGAAUUUCACAACAUCUCUAUUCAGUAGCUCUGUUAACUCGUUCAUUAAACUCUCAACCCUCCUCAAAACUGCGUCUGUCUGACCAGCCCCCUCUCAUCUCUGUUCAUCGAAGCUGUGAUUGUUUUCCUAAUUGACCAAUGAAUCAGGUUUAGGGGAAAUGUUUAACAGAAGAGCAGUUGAUGCAAGUCUAGUCUUUUGUUAUCUUUAGUUGUAACCUGAGGUAGCAGGAGGGAAAUGGUCAUUAAGGUUUUGGUGGAAGACGGCUUGAAGCCUUCACAUGUUCUGAACAGAUGUUUCCAAGUGUUGGAUGGAAAGAAUACAGUGACUGAAGCCGAGUGAAGGACAGUUACUGACACUUAAGUGCCUAGUGAGUAAUAGUCAUGUUUUUACUCUGACUGAGCUACUCCUACUAACCUUUGUGAAGGUUGCUUCCAUUUUCUGGCCUUAGGUUUUGACAUUUCUCAAGUAUUGAAGAAGCAGCAGGUGGUUUGAUUGUUAGACGCCUGUGACUGAAUGUAAAACUUCAGGUGUAUUUUUUCGUAUGGGAAUUUUUGUAAAACUUUAAAAACUGCCUUGCACAUGGGUGGGAUGUGCGAUUCUCGACUCUGGGACACAUGAUGUCAAACUAUUACAACCCUUUUGGAACUGAUUUGAGGAACAAGGGAGGAUUUAAUAUCUAUUUGUACCUUGAUUUAUAUGGUAUGGCAUUAAGAGAAUUGUAAAAUUAACUCCCCACCUCUAAAUCCAAGGAGACAGGUAGACACAAUGAUAAAAUAUAGUAUUAUACAUACAGUCUAACUAACCUAGACAAUCAUUAAAUGCCAAAAGUUUUAUGUUUUGUAUUUGUUUCAAAAUAAAAGUAUGAUCUUUGUGAAGGACCAGAGCGUGGCUUAAUGAGAUGAAAUACUGACACACUACAACAACAACAAACGGCCAGCAAGUCAUUUUAUUUGCUCCGAUCAAGCACAUUGUUUGUACAAUGCAAUUGUAUUGACAUGUUCCAGCAGAUCAUCUUGUGUGUUUUUGAUCCAGUGCAGCAGUGAUAUAAUGACUGCCUUGUAAAUCCUAGUGGUUUGUGCCAACUGAAUGUAAACAUACCUACUAAUACGACACCCUGUGUCCAGUCUGUAGUGUUCAUGGUAAAACUGUAGGAAUGUUUAGAAAUAUGAAAUUCUUAAAUAAACUGGAUGUCGACAA
Pleuronectes platessa (European plaice) is the source of this 5000-nucleotide messenger RNA. Its product is annotated as mitochondrial coenzyme A transporter SLC25A42. The transcript has 8 exons. Gene Ontology annotation, biological process: transmembrane transport. NCBI's taxonomy places the organism in Eukaryota, Metazoa, Chordata, Actinopteri, Pleuronectiformes, Pleuronectidae. Bases 440 to 1420 code for a protein of 326 amino acids. Gene Ontology annotation, cellular component: mitochondrial inner membrane. The record is from RefSeq and is a predicted model, not a curated record.